AUGAUCUUCAACUGCCAGCUGGGCGCCGGCCGCACCACCACGGGCACCGUGAUCGGCGGCCUCCUCGACAUGUACGCAGCAGCCAUCGCCCCCGGCGCCCCGUUCCCCGUGUCGCCUGCCGUCGUCUCGUCCGGCGGCGCGGGCGCGGGCGUCGCGGUGGCGUCGCUGAUGCGCAAGGCGAGCAGCAGCAAGGCACUGGAGGAGCUGCCGCUGGCGGCGCUGGCGGAGGCCAUGCAGGGGGGCUCGCCGCGCAGCGAGGACGACGAGCGCGACGGGCUGGGCGCGCCCGCGAUUGGGUGGGACGAGAUGAGCCAUGAGGAGCUGGAGGAGCAGAGGGCCCUGGCGCAGGGCGGCUACGUGGGCGUGCGGCGCGUGGUGCGGCUGCUGGAGGUGGGGGACGUCGCGAAGCGCAUGGCCGACGCCGCCAUCGACGCCAACAGCCAGCUGCUCAAUCUCCGCAUGAGCAUCCUCAAGUACCGCAAGCCGCGCAGCAGCUACAAGAGCCUGCGCUCCGAGACGGGCGCGCGCCACAGCGCGUUCAGCCGCGGCAGCGCGUACCUGGAGCGCUAUUGCGUCAUCAUCGCGCUGGCGGGCUACCUGGAGGAGGCGGGGCUCACGUCACCCACGUCGUUCAGGCAGUGGCUCGCAAACAGGCGGGCCGCCACGUCCAUGCAAUCCCUGCCUGGCACGUCAUGA
This is a messenger RNA of Monoraphidium neglectum, 696 nucleotides long. RefSeq lists its product as hypothetical. The record is from RefSeq and is a predicted model, not a curated record. The transcript has 5 exons. The coding region runs from base 1 to 696 and encodes 231 amino acids. Lineage: Eukaryota; Viridiplantae; Chlorophyta; Chlorophyceae; Sphaeropleales; Selenastraceae.